Paecilomyces variotii is the source of this 1716-nucleotide messenger RNA. RefSeq lists its product as hypothetical. NCBI's taxonomy places the organism in Eukaryota, Fungi, Ascomycota, Eurotiomycetes, Eurotiales, Thermoascaceae. Gene Ontology annotation, molecular function: DNA-binding transcription factor activity, RNA polymerase II-specific; zinc ion binding. Gene Ontology annotation, biological process: regulation of DNA-templated transcription. The record is from RefSeq and is a predicted model, not a curated record. Bases 1 to 1716 code for a protein of 571 amino acids. The transcript is spliced from 2 exons.
AUGGAUCAAAAUGGCCGGUCAGAUCAUCUGGGAAUCAACCGUCGGAGACGCCAGGCCCGCGUGAAAUCCGGCUGCCGGACCUGCAAGAUCCGCAAGGUCAAAUGCGAUGAAGCCCGUCCAGCUUGUCACCGGUGCGUCUCUACCGGUCGGGUCUGCGAUGGCUACGGCAUCUGGGGAGGCGGCGACUCAUACGGCAACCGCCAGCGCUCCCUGGCAUCGCAGCAUGGCGGCGUCAUGUUGUUGUCUCUCGCCAGCCGUUCAAGGACGGCAGACGAAGGACAACACUUCGAAUGGUUUCAGCUGCGGACCGUCACGAAGAUGCCCGGAUUCUUCGCUCUGCCCUUCUGGAACACGCUCCUCUUCCAGGCGGGCCAGACUGAGCCCGCGAUCUGGCAUGCCAUCAUGACCUUGAGCGCCGUCCAUCGACGAAAGUUUCUCCAUCUCGACAACCAAGAUGAGUGCGCCAGGGACGCCAUUGAUGACCAGGAGCAGUUUAUGUUGCGGCAUUACACCAAGGCCAUUGGCCACCUCCGGUCUCAUACCCCCGACAAAAGUAAUGGCUCGUCAGUUCGCAUCGCGCUGAUUGCGUGUGUGGUCUUCGUGUGUCUUGAAUAUCUGCGUGGGCGCUUUCGAACUGCUGAAACUCAUCUCCAAAGUGGAUUGAAGAUUCUCAGCGAACUGCAGAACCCAUCCAGCACGCGCGACAAGGGGAUCAUCCGCCUGCAGCCGUCUCAAGGAGACGUCGACGAUUGGAUCGUCGAGGCAUUCUCCAAGCUGUACCUCCAGGUCGUUCUAUUAAGACAGCGCCAUCAGGAUCCUUGCAUACUCCUGCAAGGCUCUAUAACGAUGACACAGAUCCCCAGAUUUCGCUCUUUCGACGAAGCAUGGGUACCGAUGGAGCGGCUGUUGAGCAAAGUCCUCUAUCUGGCCGAGCAAUUCCGCCACGCACAGGACCCAGCAGCAUCUCUCUCUCACGAGCAUCCCUCAACAUUAGGCAACUGUCAACGACUCCUUCAGACAGAGCUCGCACAGUGGUUCGCUGCGUAUGAAGCAUCCAGGCAAGAGCUAUGUAGAAAAGAUGAUGAAGAUGAAGAAAUCGCCUACCAGAUGUUAGGUGCAUACCACGCCAUGAUCACUAUCAUGGCACAGGCUUGUCAAUGGCCGGAUGACGAGUCAAUCUUCGAUCUGUACACCGACCAAUUCAUCGCUAUCAUCGAUCGACUGAUAGUCAUAUCGAAGAUCCGGGCGACCAGAUCGCAACCCCAGGCACUACCCGGGCAGGGGCAUUACCCGCCCAUGUCCAGAUCAGUCAUCCAUAUCGGAUGGAGUCCACCACUUUACUAUACCGCCCUCAAAUGUCGCGUCCACCGAAUAAGACUCCAAGCGAUCAGACUACUGGAAUCUUCUUCGCGAAGGGAGGGUAUCUGGGACGCGAGCAUCACCGCAUGUGUGGCGCGGAGGGUAAUUCGCACCGAAGAACGGGACUUCUAUCGAGAUUUGGAUACUGCCGACGACUUCGACCUUAAUAGUUCUCCGACCCGAUGGGGUCUAUCACUUCCCACGAUCCCCGCUGUCUAUCGAAUACACGAUGUAACCGUGAUCCCGCCGGAUGGCCGAAUGGACACUCUCACGCUGUCCUACAGGCAAGAGACCAGCGCAAGCUGGGAGCUUUGGACGAAGGUAUACGACAUGUCUUCGCAAUGCUGGAUAGAUUGA